GGCAAUAUUGGAUCAUCAAAUUGGGGUCUUAACUUGCUUCAAGAGGAGAAUGUAAUUCCCGAUAUAAUGGCACUUGCGCAACAUUGUGAGGUUCUCUCUGUUAGAGGAACCUGUGUCUACGCGCUUGGUCUAAUAGCCAAAACUAAACAAGGAUGUGAUGUUUUGAAGCAUCAUAACUGGGAUGCAGUGAGACACAGUCGUAGACAGCCUUGGCCAGUGGUCCCUGAUGACAUGGAGCAGCUCUGCAAUGAACUUUCUUCUAUACCCAGCACUCUUAGCUUGAACUCUGAGUCUACCGGUUCUAGGCAUAACAGUGAAAGCGAAUCUACGCCUUCAAGCAUGUUCAUCAUGGAGGAUGACCGUUUUGGUAGUACUUCCACUAGUACGUUCUUCCUAGAUAUUACUGAAGAUACAGAAAAAAUAUUUUAUGACAGACCUGGACCUUCAAAGGACAAAGACCGUAGUCCCUUUCCUUUUUUUUCUUCUACAAGACUUGUGAAAAAUCGCAUUCUAAACUCUCUUACUCUACCUAAUAAAAAACAUAGAAGUAGCAGUGAUUCAAAAGGAGGAAAGCUGACAUCUGACAGUAAAUCAGAUCUGAGGCGAAAUCGUACUGUAACAGAACCUUCCAGUAGCGUAGACUUUCCUGCUGGGGAAGAAUUCAACCCUGUUUUCAGAGUUCCUAAAAUCCAGACUUUACGAUUAGAAACUUCUUUUGUUGGAAGUAAGCACAUGGAAGAUACUGAUAGUACCCCAAGUAUUGGAGAAAAUGAUCUGAAGCUGCCAAAAGGUCUUGGAAAUGAAAUUCACCGGGAAAACACAAGCAGAGAAAGGCUAAUAGGAGAUGGUACUACACAAACACAUUUCAAGAGUCGUAGCUUAAGUUUUAAUACAGAUACCACAACAAGUGGCAUAAGCUCAAUGAGCUCUAGCCCUUCAAGGGAGACUGUAGGUGUGGACACUACAAAUGUAGAUACUGACUGUGGAAGUUUGAGUACUGUGGUAAGCACAAAAACAGUUAAACCGAGUCACUGUUCAACACCACAGUCUAACCACCUGCUUCUCUCAAAAUCCAACUCUGUAUCCUUGGUACUGCCAGGGUCUUCUCAUACACUUCCCCGAAGAGCCCAGUCUCUUAAGGCUCCUUCUCUUGCUACAAUAAAAAGUCUUGCUGACUAUAACUUUAGCUACACAAGUUCUCGAGAUGCCUUUGGCUAUGCUACACUAAAACGCUUACAACAGCAGAGAAUGCAUCCUUCACUGUCUCACUCAGAAGCCCUAGCAUCUCCAGCAAAGGAUGUGCUGUUUACUGACACUAUUACCAUGAAGUCUGGAAGCCUGGAUUCUCGGCUGACCCCAAGCCGGUUCAUGAAAGCUUUAAGUUACGCUUCAUUAGAUAAAGAAGAUUUAUUAAGUCCUAUUAACCAAAACACGCUUCAGCGUUCCUCCUCUGUUCGCUCCAUGGUUUCUAAUGCUACAUAUGGUAGCUCUGAUGAUUACAUUGGCCUUGCUCUCCCAGUGGAUAUCAAUGAAAUAUUUCAGGUAAAGGAAACUCCAUAUUUCCAGAAGAAAACCAUACUUCCAUUUGAUGACCGUGGAGCUAGGGUCUUUGCACCUGAUGCAGAAGGUCUUCCAUCAGGUAUAAGUGAUGUUGUCAAAAGUCCUUUUCAGAUGCUCCAACAGCAGAUCAGUCUCACAGAAAUAAUGAAUACCAGCCGUUCAGAUGCCUCUCAGUUUUUAGAAAAUACAGAGGAUACAGGGCUACAGGAGCACACAGAUGAGAAUUGCCUUUACUGUGUCUGCAUUCAAAUACUGGGUUAUCAGUCUAACAACAAAGUAAACUCUUCAUAUAGUCAUACAGAUUUUUCAGACAUUCCAUAUACUGACUGGUGUGGGCAGACCAUACACAGUCACUUAGAUGUGCAUUCCUCAAAAUUUUCUGGAAUUUCAAGCUGUAGUGAUGCAGUAUCCCGUAGUUCAGCUAGCAGCACCAAGAGUACAGAGCUUGUACUUGGAGUAAAAUCAAUCCCAGAUGAUACACCAGUGUGCAGAAUACUUCUGCGAAAAGAAGUCUUACGUUUAGUAAUCAAUUUGAGUAGUUCAGUAGGAACUAAGGGCCAUGAAACUGGACUCCUGACAAUUAAGGAGAAAUAUCCCCAAGCAUUUGAUGACAUAUGCCUUUACUCUGAGGUGUCCUACUUGUUAGCACAUUGUACAUUUCGACUUCCAUCUCGAAGGUUCAUUCAGGAGCUAUUUCAAGAUGUACAGUUCUUACAAUCUUUUUUAACAACCCCAACAAACCAGCCAGUAAUUGAUACAUCAUCUGAAUCCUGA
Molecule: messenger RNA, 2334 nt
Organism: Phaethon lepturus (White-tailed tropicbird)
Lineage: Eukaryota; Metazoa; Chordata; Aves; Phaethontiformes; Phaethontidae
Gene: RICTOR
Product: RPTOR independent companion of MTOR, complex 2
Exons: 10
Biological process (GO): positive regulation of phosphatidylinositol 3-kinase/protein kinase B signal transduction; TORC2 signaling
Cellular component (GO): TORC2 complex
Molecular function (GO): protein serine/threonine kinase activator activity
Source: RefSeq, a predicted model, not a curated record